Molecule: messenger RNA, 1236 nt
Organism: Closterium sp. Yama58-4
Lineage: Eukaryota; Viridiplantae; Streptophyta; Zygnematophyceae; Desmidiales; Closteriaceae
Source: the annotation of a GenBank genome assembly
AUGCCGCGCGGCAAUCCUAAAGGGCUAGUCCCUCCCUCUAUGAUGCAUUUGCAGUCUAGGCAACUGCCUUCCCAUGCCAGCAAAGAUUAUCACAAGUACAUCUCCAGCAAAGGCGGUUUGGUUGAAGCUGACGAUGAAACCGACACUGCUACGCCCGACCGCCGUCAAACCGGACCACGGUCAAAUCAAGCUCGACGGAGACUGAGUGCCGGGUCAGGCCCUGGAACCCCGGGUGCAGGGGGGAAGGGUUCUGCGCUGCAGGCGGCGGCGAAAUCCGCCCAGCCUUCUCCCGCCGAAGCUGCUCCCGGCGGUACACCUGAAGGCGAUGGUGAGCGUGGUCCCCGUGCUGCAGCGACUGUGGCUGCAAACGUUGAUGCAGCCUUCGCUACUGAUGAAGCGGGUGAUGCUGCUGGCAAAGCUGGAGAUAGCACGAUGGAGUUGGCGAUGACCCGGGUGCGUGGAAAGGCCUAUGCCACUGAGGCUGUGCGUUUUUGCGAGGAGGGAAGGCAGCAGUUGGAGGUGAAUGAUGAGCUUCAACUCAAGCUUGCCGACCAGGAAAAACAAGUCGAGGAACUUAAAGCUGAGCUUCAAAGCCGGGAUUCAGACCUGAAGGACGCGCUGGCGCUGUUGAAGCAUCUGGCGCAGAAGCUCGCUGAGGAUCAGCUUGGGAAACUGAAUUGGCGGGCAAGGUGCAAGACUGCCCACAUCAAAGAGGCAUGCGACGAUUUCCUCUUCAAGCAGGAGUCGUUGAACCUGUCACCCGAUCCUGAACAGAUGCUCGCUGCUUUGAUCAUGUUACUGGGCAUCCCCUGGCAUGUCGACAAGAAGGGGAAGCCGUUUUCCAGCCCUGCGUUUGUGAAGUGCGUGAGGCUGUGGGAUUCGAGUGGCGACAUGCCUGUUGCUCUGUUUCCAGUUCAGCUGCUUGUCAUCCUUGCAGCGGUGAGGUACAAGUUCCGCCAUCCCAGCGCCACGAGGUCCCAGUUGGAUCGGUCUGGAGAUCCUGGUGCCCUUGCCAGGCAGGCACGUGUAGUGCAGCGCUGGAUCAACAGCAGUGAUGUCACUCGGAAGGACGGCUGCCUUGGGAUUGGCAAGCUGUGCAUUGUUGGCUGGAAGGAGAUUCCAGAGGAUGAGCUGGCGGCAGACGAGUACGGGGAUGAGGGUCUGGAUCUGACGAGCAACAUUGAUUCGCAGGAGCAGGAUUAUGAUGAGGAUGAGGAGCAGCCAGAGCUUUUUUAG